Suillus subaureus is the source of this 474-nucleotide messenger RNA. RefSeq lists its product as uncharacterized. The coding region runs from base 1 to 474 and encodes 157 amino acids. The record is from RefSeq and is a predicted model, not a curated record. NCBI's taxonomy places the organism in Eukaryota, Fungi, Basidiomycota, Agaricomycetes, Boletales, Suillaceae. The transcript is spliced from 3 exons.
AUGCUUCACACAUGUCACAACUUGGAGGUUGUUGGGGAAGAUAAGCUUGAUGAUCACUUCAAAGCUUAUCAUAACAUCUCCCAUAUCAAUCUAAUGACUUGCUGGGAACAUCACAACAUUGAAUGGACCAUUGUCUCAAUGAUCACUGGCACUGCCAAUACAACUCCUGACUUUGUCCAUGCUAUCCAUUCCCUCACCAAAUUCAUCUACCAGGCACAGAGCCCUAUGCACACUGACUCAUCCAUUGAUGCUAUGGUGUGCUCUCUUGACAAGUUUCAUAGGCUAAAACUCAAUGCCAGUGCUCAGAGGGGCAAGAGUGAGAUAAUUAAUAACUUUCUUAUCCCAAAGAUGGAGUUGUUUCAUAGCUUUGCAAGGUGUAUCAGAGAACUUGGUGGUUUGAUACAAUUCUCAGCAGAUGUCAGUGAGUGGCUCUUAAUUACACACUGCAAAUUCCUGUUCAAGAGGACUGGUUAG